This is a messenger RNA of Vicia faba (fava bean), 474 nucleotides long. NCBI's taxonomy places the organism in Eukaryota, Viridiplantae, Streptophyta, Magnoliopsida, Fabales, Fabaceae. The record is from the annotation of a GenBank genome assembly.
AUGCAUUUGAAAAACUCUACCAUUACCUUACAACUUCCUUUAGACGCUGCUUCAGAAUCUGUGUCGGUUAAGAAUCUUGUUUUAUCUUGUGAUCCUUACAUGAGAGGAAGCAAAAGAACAGACAGAAAUAGCCUCUUUUCUUCCCUCUCUCCUGAUUCACCAGUUGUUGGAUAUGGAGUAUGCAAAGUGUUGGAUUCUAAACAUCCAAAUUUCAAAAAAGGAGAUUUGGUUUGGGGAUUCACCAAAUGGGAAGAGUAUAGCAUCAUUACAAAAACUGAUAGUUUUAUCAAAAUUGAGCAUACUGAUGUACCUCUUUCCUAUUAUACAGGAUUGCUUGGUAUGCCCGGUAUGACUGCUUAUGCAGGUUUCUAUGAAGUUGGUUUUCCUAAGAAAGGAGAUUAUGUUUUUAUCUCUUCAGCAUUUGGUGCUGUUGGUCAACUUGUUGGUCAAUUAGCAAAAUUGUUGGAAAUAUAA